Molecule: messenger RNA, 771 nt
Organism: Orycteropus afer afer
Lineage: Eukaryota; Metazoa; Chordata; Mammalia; Tubulidentata; Orycteropodidae
Source: RefSeq, a predicted model, not a curated record
AUGUCGGCUAGAAAUGCAGAGAAAGCCAUGACGGCCUUAGCAAGAUUUCGCCAAGCUCAGCUAGAAGAGGGAAAAGUGAAGGAACGAAGACCCUUUCUUGCCUCAGAAUGUACAGAACUGCCCAAAGCUGAAAAGUGGAGACGGCAGAUUAUUGGAGAGAUCUCUAAAAAAGUGGCUCAAAUUCAAAAUGAAAGUCUGUCCUUUUGUGAAAAGAAAGUUGGCCCUAAAAUGCUGGAUCAUGAAGGGAAAGAAGUCCCAGGAAAUCGAGGUUACAAAUACUUUGGAGCAGCAAAAGAUUUGCCUGGUGUUAGAGAGCUGUUUGAAAAAGAACCUCUUCCUCCUCCAAGAAAGACACGAGCUGAACUCAUGAAGGCGAUUGAUUUUGAGUAUUAUGGUUACUUAGAUGAAGAUGAUGGUGUUAUUGUGCCUUUGGAACAGGAAUACGAAAAGAAACGUAGAGCCAAAUUAGUGGAAAAGUGGAAAACAGAGAAAGAGGCCCAGUUGGCAAGAGGAGAAAAGGAGGAGGAAGAGGAGGAGGAAGAAGAGAUCAACAUCUAUGCUGUCAACGAGGAGGAGUCUGAUGAGGAAGGCAGCCAGGAGAAAGGAGGUGAAGAUGGACAGCAGAAGUUCAUCGCUCACGUCCCAGUACCGUCGCAGCAAGAGAUUGAGGAGGCGCUUGUACGAAGGAAAAAGAUGGAACUCCUUCAGAAGUAUGCAAGUGAGACCUUGCAGGCCCAGAGUGAAGAAGCCAAACGGCUCCUGGGAUAUUAG